Wasmannia auropunctata (little fire ant) is the source of this 1063-nucleotide messenger RNA. It is a transcript of the gene Vps20, whose product is annotated as charged multivesicular body protein 6. Gene Ontology annotation, biological process: vesicle budding from membrane; late endosome to vacuole transport via multivesicular body sorting pathway. Gene Ontology annotation, cellular component: multivesicular body; ESCRT III complex. NCBI's taxonomy places the organism in Eukaryota, Metazoa, Arthropoda, Insecta, Hymenoptera, Formicidae. Bases 156 to 797 code for a protein of 213 amino acids. The transcript has 3 exons. The record is from RefSeq and is a predicted model, not a curated record.
AGAGUCGUCGAGUAUCGAACGAUCAACAUGGCCGUCUCCCGGCACACCGCGAAGGUUGACACUACUUUUCUGACGACUGUGAAACGCAACGUAACGUGAUAUCCAAGUCAAUCGCAAAAUUUGACACGCGGCUCGCGCUUGAUAUCGCGUGCAAGAUGGGAAUUUUCUUUGCGAAAAAAAAGCAACCGAGUCGUGUCACCGAGCAGGACAAGGCGAUCCUGCAAGUGAAACAGACGAGGGAUAAAAUUAAACAGUAUCAAAAGAAAAUUGAGCAAAGCUUGGAGAAAGAACGGUUGCUGGCGAAGGAACUUUUGAAAAAUGGAAAGAAAGAUCGUGCGUUGCUAUUAUUACGCAAGAAGAAGUAUCAAGAACAAGUUCUGUCUCGUGCAGACGGCCAGCUAGAAAAUCUUGAGCGUAUGGUCCAUGAUUUGGAAUUUGCUCAAGUUGAGACGAAAGUUGUCGAUGGCCUAAAAGUUGGCAAUACUGCAUUGAAGCAAUUACACGCUUUGUUAUCUAUCGAUGAAAUCGAAAAAGUUAUGGACGAGACGAGAGAGGGUAUCGAGAAGCAAAGAGAAAUUGAUGAAGUAUUGACGUCAACAAUUGCUACAGAGGAAGAAAUUGACGAAAGUGAAAUUGAAGCAGAAUUGGAUGCAUUGGUGGAAGCUGAUAUCGAUGAGAAAGCCCCCGAAAUACCAAAGGACGUUUUAUUACCGGAUGUACCAAAGGAUUCGCCAGAAAAAGAGAAGAAACAUCAUGCGAAAGAAAAGAUUCAAGAGCCGAUUCCAGUAAUGGCAUGAAAUUGAUAGACUUAUGCUGAAUUAAGACUGUGCAAUACGCCAUGUAUAUAUGUACAGUAAAAUAACACGUAUUAUAAGUAUAGUUUAUUAAAUUUAUCUACAAAUCAAAAUUUUAGUCCAAAGUAUAAUUACUUUUCAUAUCUUACUGUAUAUUAUUUAUAAUAAGAUCCAUUAUGCAAUGUAUAUAUUACCUAAAUAUAAAAAUACAGUGAAUUUAGUCAUGAAAGAUGUAUGUAAGGAGUAAAUAAACAUAAUUUUGCUAUAUA